Molecule: messenger RNA, 432 nt
Organism: Naegleria gruberi
Lineage: Eukaryota; Heterolobosea; Eutetramitea; Acrasida; Naegleriidae
Exons: 3
Coding region: 1-432 (143 amino acids)
Biological process (GO): vesicle-mediated transport; protein transport
Cellular component (GO): intracellular membrane-bounded organelle
Source: RefSeq, a predicted model, not a curated record
AUGAUCGAAUUUGUUCUUCUUGUAAAUAAACAAGGCCAAACCAGGCUUGCCCAAUAUACUAGAUUUAAAACAAUUAAUGAAAGAACUGCUUUGGAAGGAGAAAUUGUUAGAAAGUGUUUGAGUAGAAAUGAAGAUCAGUGUUCCUUCAUUGAACAUAUGGGGUAUAAAUUAAUUUACAGAAGAUAUGCCUCUCUAUUCUUUAUUGUUGGAGUUGAUAGUCAUGAAAAUGAGCUUGCAAUUUUGGAAUUUAUUCACUGCCUCGUAGAAACUUUUGAUAAAUAUUUUGAAAAUGUGUGUGAAUUGGAUGUAAUGUUCAAUCUUGAAAAGGCCCACUUUAUUGUUGAAGAAAUGGUUGCUAAUGGAUGUAUUACUGAAACCAAUAGAACAAACAUUUUGGAAACUGUGCAAAUGAUGGAUAAGCACACUCAAUAA